CCAAUGACAUAACUUUAAAAAGUGAUUUUUUUAAUAAAUUAAUAUUUUUGUAUGUUUUAAAAUGUCUCUUUCAGAAAUUUAAUAACGUAAAAAAAGUAUAUUAUAUUUCGUAGAGAAAAUUUUGAUGACAAGCAUUCUUCCUUCUUCUUCUUCCCAUUCAGCUGAUGCUAAAAUGGAAUCUUCAGAUCGCAACUCCGAAACAACUUAUCUAUUUCAUUUUCCAUUUAAGCUGCCCUCUUCUCAGUUCUCAGACCACCGGAGUUUCACUUUCACCGGAAACUUCAACGGCGAAUGCUUGGGUUUUUGUUGCGCUGAAAUAGGGAUUCUAUGGCGACUACUGUAGUGGACGACGAGGAAGAGCUCCUAUGGGCGGCGAUUGAGCGACUUCCGACUUACGAUCGGAUGCGUAAGGGAAUGCUCCGACAAGCGGUGGAGAAUGGGAGAGUUGUUUACGAUGAAGUGGAUGUGAGGAGGAUGGGUUUUGAGGAGAGGAAAGGAUUGAUGGAAAGAAUGGUGAAGGUUGUUGAAGAAGAUAACGAGGAAUUUCUGAGAUGGAUUAGAGACAGAAUGGAUCGAGUUGGGAUUGAAAUUCCAAAGAUCGAAAUUCGUUUUGAGAAAUUGUCAGUUGAAGGAGAUGUUUACGUCGGGAGUAGAGCUCACCCGAAUUUGAUCAACGUCGCACUCAACACUUUUGAGGUAAUUGUUUUAAUAUAUUUAGUUUAUUAGUUACAUUUGGCUAUAUCUACAAAAAAAAACAAAAUUUAUUUUAAUCAAUCAAAUUUGUAGAAGUGUUUACAAAUAUUGAAAACAUUACCAUCUAUUAAAUCGAGAUAGAUUAAUAGACGAGAACAAUGAUGAUGGUAGCAUAUUAUGAUGUA
Molecule: messenger RNA, 878 nt
Organism: Cucumis sativus (cucumber)
Lineage: Eukaryota; Viridiplantae; Streptophyta; Magnoliopsida; Cucurbitales; Cucurbitaceae
Product: pleiotropic drug resistance protein 2
Exons: 3
Coding region: 328-726 (132 amino acids)
Source: RefSeq, a predicted model, not a curated record